Vigna radiata var. radiata (mung bean) is the source of this 1242-nucleotide messenger RNA. RefSeq names its product glycine-rich cell wall structural protein 1.0-like. The coding region runs from base 1 to 1242 and encodes 413 amino acids. NCBI's taxonomy places the organism in Eukaryota, Viridiplantae, Streptophyta, Magnoliopsida, Fabales, Fabaceae. The record is from RefSeq and is a predicted model, not a curated record. The transcript has 5 exons.
AUGGUGGUUAUGGUGGUUGUGGUGUUUGUGCUGGCAGUGGUGGUCGUGGUCGUGGUGGUGACAGUGGUCGUUGUUGGUUAUGGUGGUGGUGGCAUUUAUGGCGGUGGUGGGGGCGGUGGCAGUGGUUAUAGCGGCAGUGGUGGUGGUUCAGGUGAUGGUGGCGGCGGUGGCAGUGGCGUCGCCGAUGGUGGUGGUGGUGGUAGCGAUUAUGGUGGUUGUGCUUGUUGUGGUUGUGGCGGUUCUGGUGGCAGUGAUGACGCCAGCGGUGACAAUAAUGGUGGUGGCGGUGGUGGUGGUGGUGGUUUAGGUUGUCGGGGCGGCGGCGAUGGUUGUUAUGGUUGUGGUGGUGGUUGUGGGGUGGUGGUGCUGGUGCUAGUGGUAGCGGUAGCGGCGGUGGUGGUGGACGUGGCGCGGUGGCGGUGGUGGCAUGGUAGAGGCGAUGGUGGUGGCAGUGGUGGUGGUGUUUGUGGUGGCAGCGGUGGUGGUGGUGGUUGUGGCGGUGGCGGUGGCGGUUGUGUUUGUGGUGGUGGUAGUGGUGGCGGCGGCGGCGGUGGCAUCAGCGGCGGUGGUGUCGAUGAUGGUGGUGGUGGUUGUGGUGGUUGUGUUGGUGGGUGUGGUUGUGGUGCUUGUGGUGGUGGUGCUUGUGGUGGUGUCAAUGGUGGUGGUGUUGAUGAUGGUGUUGGUGGUUAUGGUGGUGGUGGUGGUAGUGGUUGUUGUACCAGUGCGGUGGUGGUGGUGGUUGUGGCAGUGGUGGUAGCGGUUGUGGUUGUGGUGGUGGUAAAGGUGUUGGCGGCGGCAGUGGCAUCAGCGGCGGUGAUGUCGAUGAUGGUGGUGGUGGUUGUGGUUGUUGUUGGUGCUGCUUGUGGUGGUUGUGGUGGUGGUGGUGGUGGUGGCUGCGGCGCGGCAGCGGCGAUUGUGGUGGUUUUGGUGGUGACGGCGUUGGUGGUGGUGUUAGUGGUGUUUGUGCUGGCGGUGGUGGUCGUGGUUGGUUAUGGUGGUGGUGGCAUCUGUGGCGGUGGUGGGGGCGGUGGCAGUGGUUAUGGCAGCGGUGGUGGUGGUGGUUUAGGUGAUGGUGACGGCGGUGGCGGUGACGUUGACAGUGGUGGUGCUGGUGGUGGUGGCGAUUGUGGUGGUUGUGCUUGUUGUGGUUGUGGCGGUUCUGGUGGUAGUGAUGGCGGCGGCGGUGACAAUAAUGGUGGUGGUGGCGGUGGCGGUGGUGAUGACAGCUGUUGCAGUGGUUAG